GGCCACCAGUAACAGUAUUUGACGAACAGUCCAACGACUCAAUUCGAGGCCUGCGAACCAAACUCAAAAACUCGACCAAAAAUAAUCAUGAAGCAAUUCUGCAGUGUACUAAUCCUGGCCGCCUUGGCUCUCAUGAUUCAAGCCAAGCCGAGCACGGUGCAAACUCAGCUGCAGGGCGCCCUCGAUAAAUAUCUGGUUAAUGCCAAUGCUCGCGCUCUGGAUCUGACCGUCUCUGCGGACAUUACCUCCCAGUGCUUUUCCCUCUACUUGCCUAUGUUGAACGAGGUGGCUGCCACCUUCUCUAGCUCGUAUCAGGCUUGCAUUUCGGUGGCCAACGCUGAGCUGGCCAACUUGACCGCUCAGGCUCAGAAGGAUCAGACCGUUUACCAGCAGGAUGUUACUGGUCUCUGCAGCGCCUUCACCAGCUGUGACGACACCACCGGCAACGACACCACCAAGUUCUUCAACUGCUAUGCCAAUGCUGCCCAAGGCGAUGUGUCUCUGAUCUACGACAUUGCUACAAAUGCCGCUAGCACCGCCAACACUCUGGCCGAGGCCAUCAAGGCCACCCAGGACACGGAAUACCAGUGCACCAACACCACCGAGAGCAACUAUGUCCGCGACACAGCUGCCACCUACGAUCUGUUGGACACCUGCCUGAAGGACGGUGUGCCAACCACCUCGGCGGCUCCCGUUUCAGUGACCACAGUCGCUGUGCCAACCACUACCCAAAGUCCGGUUACAGCUUCUACUGCCGCUGCUGAUGCUAGCACCGGCGCCACUGAUGCCGUCCCUGUGAGCUCAGCUGCUCCUGCUGAUGUCACCACCGCAGCUGCCACUAAGUAAGCAAGAGCAAGAGUAACAAGAGUUGUAGUUCAAGUUGUUAAAUAAAUGAGCAUUUAUUGAAAAGC
Messenger RNA from Drosophila albomicans, 911 nucleotides. RefSeq lists its product as uncharacterized. The transcript has 3 exons. Lineage: Eukaryota; Metazoa; Arthropoda; Insecta; Diptera; Drosophilidae. The coding region runs from base 88 to 846 and encodes 252 amino acids. The record is from RefSeq and is a predicted model, not a curated record.